This is a messenger RNA of Beta vulgaris subsp. vulgaris (sugar beet), 3583 nucleotides long. RefSeq lists its product as uncharacterized. Lineage: Eukaryota; Viridiplantae; Streptophyta; Magnoliopsida; Caryophyllales; Amaranthaceae. The transcript has 12 exons. The record is from RefSeq and is a predicted model, not a curated record. The coding region runs from base 66 to 3068 and encodes 1000 amino acids.
AUAUAAGCAACACUAACUACACCAAAAUAAAAACAACAAACAAUAGAGGAGAGCGAAACUUAGAAAUGGAGUCAUACCAACAGCCGCACCACCACUAUAAUAUGAGACCACCACAACAACAACUACAACCACAACCACAACCACAACCACCACCACCACCUUCAUUAUCAUCGGAUCCUCAUUUCUCUCACCAAUACCAACACCAACACCAACACCCUCCUCCUCCUCCUCCCUCCAACUCGUGGUUUUCCACCCAAUUUCAAUACCACCCUUCUCACUCUCCUCCUCCUCCUCCUCCGCCGCCGCAACAGCAGCAAAAUCAGUGGGGUCCACCACCACCACCACCACCACCACCUCAAUAUCCUGCGCAUCCUCACCAGUCUUAUCCUGCGCAACCCUAUCCUCCUCCUCCUCCUCCUCCCCCUCGUCCUUCCCCUCCCCCUUACUCUCAUCAGGAUUGGACAAAUGCCAAUUGGAGCCAUCAAUCAGGCUGGGAAUAUCCAGCCCAUGCCAAUGAAGAAGACUGGGCAGCCAAGGCAAGGGCUUGGGCAUCUGCCAGAUCUGCAAUGGAAAAUCAGCAUCCACAGACUCAGUUCAUGCCCGUGGUGCGGCAAGAAGAGCCAUCUCACUAUGUAAACCAGUAUGCACAACCUGUUGAAUCUCAUUAUCAAGAUGUUCAGCAAACUUCCAAUCCUACAUCUGGAUUUCAGAAUUAUCAAGGACCAGCUGCACCUAUGAAUAGGCCGCCGAUGUCUCAUCAGCAGGAGCCUGCAUCCAUCAGCUCAUAUGCUCCAGAUGCACAAUUCUCAUUUGCUGCUAAGGAUGGAGCUCUUGGUGGAGAUAUGAACACUGCAUUUCCUCGCCAUCAAGGCUCAACAAGCACUUUAGUUCAUCAGCAGGAGGUACCUUCUAGUUAUUCUUCUGUUCCAGCAGGACAAGACAAUGGCUCAAUGGGACAGCAACAUGGACACUCCUUGCAUCCUGCUGAUAGUAGAUCAAUACCAAUGGAUCAUGCUCCGUUCGCAUAUAGAAACCACUCAAUGAAUCCAAUGGAUCAACCUCUUGAGUUUGCACCAAGAUUCAGUCAUGAAAUCGACCCAAAGAUGAACUCCUAUCCUGAUUCAUCAGGACCUGUAAGAGGAACAGAAUCUGUUUCAGCUGUGUCUUCUUUGCAUGCUUGGACAGGUCCAGUUGCACCUGGCACAUCGUAUCCCCCAGUUACACCUGCAUUUCCAUUAGCACCACAGCAUGAUCCGUCUAUUGGCGUACCUCCACUUCCUGGACAACCUGCACCUCUGUUUGGCAGAGGCACAAGCUUUCAGAACGCUGUUCCAUCUAUCAGUGCACCUGUUGGUUUGGGUGCAGGAAGUUCUCUUCAUCCUAUUGCAGCUUUUUCGGCUGAUACAUAUGGGGGUCCCUUGGGUUCUGAUCGUCCCAAAAAGGCGGCAGUGCCUAACUGGCUAAGAGAAGAAAUAAUUAAGAACAAAGCUACAAUCACAAACUCCACACCGGAGCCCUUUAAAGACGAAAGUGAGUCUAAUGAAGAUGAAAUGAUUGGCAAGUCAACAUCAAAGGUUGAUCAGACAGACAGCAAAAGUGUGGAUUCAGCCAGGUCACCUGAAGAAGAGGAUGAUGACGAGGACUAUGAAGAGGCACAGAGAACUGCAACCAUCAAUCAGGAAAUUAAACGUGUUCUGACAGAAGUUCUCUUGAAGGUGACUGAUGAGCUAUUUGAUGAAAUUGCAACAAAAGUACUUAAUGAGGAUGAUCUUAGUGCUGAUGCUAUGGCUAACCUUGAGAACCAUGUCCCUAUUCACAAGGGAUCACCAACUCGUCCACCUGUCCCGACUCUUAAGGCUUCCACAAAGGUUCUCAUUCCAGUGAAAGGAAAAGAAUCCGACGGACAUGGUAGUGGGGAAUCUAGCUCCGGUACAACUGGGGCUGGAAAUGUUCUAGGUCUUGCAAAUUAUGCCUCUGAUGAUGAUGAUGUAAUACAGACUUUAAGUGCCCCCAAGUCUGAUGGGAUUGUUGUUAAUAGUGCUGGUGAGAAUGGUCAUCGGCAGCCAGAAGCUGGAGAUCUUAGGAAAAAUCUGGUUGCUACUGAAGGUGGUCGCAGUAAAGGCAGUUCAACUGGGUCUGAAGGCAACCAUGACACUCCAGCUUCUACGUUGAGUGAUCGUAGGAUAGCCAAGGAUUUGGAUGAUAAGGUUCAGAAAGCCUCUUCUAGAGGCGCAGUGUCUUUGAGUAAGAAAGAGGAUGGUGUUAUCAAUGAUGGAAAAUCCAUUGUUAAGUCUGAUGCGUCUAAGUCUACAGAUAAUGGUCGUAAAACAACUUCUAGUGCUCCAGAUGUUCCAACUGAAAAAGGACAUGUGAGGAAGUCAGCCAAAGAUGAUUCUCAGGAAAGAGAUCCCAAAAGACGCGACAGACAUGAAAGUAAGAGGAAGGACGAUUACAAGGAGAUAGAGAGUGGUAAGGAAAGAGAAAAUGAGAAGGAAGAGACUCGUGUCAGACGAGAUGAAAAGCGUCAAAAGAAGGAUAAGACAGAGGAUUAUCAUAUCUCAAGAGAAAGGUCGAAGGAGCAAGAUGAUAAACAUGGGGAGAAAGCAAGGGAAUCUGAUUCAAGAAGGAGGUCCCCUCACCUUGAAGAUAAAGAUAGCAAAAAAGAAAGGGAGAGAGACAAGAAGAGAAGCCGUAAAGAUGAUGCUGAUAAGAAAAGAGAGAAAACUAAGGAUGAGAAAGGUGAUAAAUCAAGACACAAAUCCUCAAGUGAUGCUAGUAGACACAAAAGGAGGCGUUCCUCCUCAGCUACUAGGGUUAGGAAAAAUGAGGCAAGUGCAGUAGUUUCAGGUGGAUCAGAUGAUGAAGCAUCAGAUGGCUCUAAAAGGAAGGAUCAUUCAAAACGACGAAAUUUGUCACCAUCUCCUGUCAGGUCGAGGCGAAGACAAGUCUCGCGGUCUCCUCAUAGCAAGCAUUCACAGCGCAGGCAUUCUCCUUACUCUUCUCUUGACGACAACAGGGGGAGGAGGUCGAGAUCAAGGUCAAAAUCACCAGUUCGUCGCCGCAGAUGAUAAUUGAAAUCGACGUGGAAGAGGUUGAGAUCAAGGUCGAAAUCACCAGCUCGUCGCUGCAGAUGAUGAUUAAAAUCGAUGUGUUGCAGAAUGAUGAUUAAAAUCGAUGUGUUGCAGAAUGAUGGUGUCAGAUAUGAAGUGCUUCAACUGUCCGCAAAUGGCCUGAGCAGUUGACUAGUGGCAGUAUCCGAUGGCGUUCAUGGAGUAGUAAUGUUGUAUUCAAUAUCCGAUAGCCUUUCAAAAACUGAAUUAUAUGUUAUUGCUUAGUGACAUUUACGGGUCAGUGAGAAGUUCAGGAUGCAUUCUUCUAUUGCUAUGACAGGAAUUUUACAUGAGAGUUUUUGUGCUUUUUGGUGUAUGAUCAUGGCGCACAUGUCUCUUUCAAAACUUUUCUUGUAACUAAAGAUCUGUUUUUUGUAACUGUUGAGAGGCUGUAAUUGUAUUAUGUUCCUCCUAAUACAGCUAGAUAAUUCCGUAGUUAUUCCAUUAUGUAUUUAAUUUUUGUUUCACUUUAA